Ornithorhynchus anatinus (platypus) is the source of this 4625-nucleotide messenger RNA. RefSeq names its product apelin (gene APLN). The record is from RefSeq and is a predicted model, not a curated record. Gene Ontology annotation, biological process: signal transduction. The transcript has 3 exons. The coding region runs from base 509 to 742 and encodes 77 amino acids. Gene Ontology annotation, molecular function: hormone activity; apelin receptor binding. Lineage: Eukaryota; Metazoa; Chordata; Mammalia; Monotremata; Ornithorhynchidae.
AGUGCGCCGGAGGCCCAGCCGCUCCGCCCCGAGGAGGGCCCCGUGCAAAGGAGCUGCUCGGCUGCCUCUCUCCCUCCUCCUCCUCCUCCUCCUCCUCCUCCUCCUCCUCUUUCUCCUUCUCCUCCUCCUGGACCUGGAGCAGCUUGCAUCUGGGUUUUGGCACCAGGGCGCGCGCGCACACACCCACACUCUCCAAACAAACGCACCCAACACACCCCAAACGCACCCAUACUCUCCAAACGCACCCACACACCCCAAACACACCCCGACUCUCCAAGCGCACCCCGACUCUCCAAGCGCACCCCCACUCUCCAAACGCACCCACACCCCCCCAAACGCACCCACACUCUCCAAACGCACCCCCACCCUGCACACACACGCUCUCUUUCGGUCCCACUGACUCCCCACUCCUCUCUGGAUCUCCCCCUCGCCUGCAAGGCUCUUCCCUCUGCAGCCCAGCUCCGGGCGCCGGUCCCAGGCUUCCCAGCCCCCCAGCAGCAGGAGGAACAUGAAUCCGCGGCUCUGGAUGCUGGCUCUCCUCCUGCUCUGGGUCACCUUGACCGCAGUCUGUGGAGGGCCACUGCCCGAGGCUUCUGAUGGAAGAGAACUGGAGGAGGGGCACAUCCGCCACCUGGUGCAACCAAAGACCAUGAGGAAUGGCGUGGGACCCCGGCAGGGAGGUCGGAGGAAGUUCCGCCGACCCAGACCCCGGCUCUCACACAAGGGGCCGAUGCCUUUCUGAGCAGGGCCAGUGAGGGGACAAGGAUCUGCCCCAUCCCACCACCCGCAUCUUUGUUUGACAGACUGAUUCGCUUGUCUUCGGGUCCUGAGUUUGGGGCUCGUUCCUGCUGAUGUGUCCAGGCUAUUCCCACCUGCCAACCUCCCCAUGUGGCUGCUCAAGACUGAGUGAUCCUGCAUCCGGUUCGGCUUUCCUGGAUCCAUCCUCUAUGCCUUCUCCCUGCCUUCAUCGUUCCUUCCCUGUUUUCUAUCUUCCCCAUUCUUCUCCAGCCUCCUCCCACAAUACCCUCUUCACUAUGUGCCCCCAUCUCCCGCUAACCCCAGUUUGAGAAGUCGUCUCUCAGCACCAUGUAUCCCGAAGCAGCUGUGUCUUUUGUCUCCCCGGAUUCUCUCCCCAAAUGUCCCUGAGCUUGCUUGGGUCAGAUCGGCUGGUGGAGAUGGGGCUGAAAGGGGAAUCCAGGCCUCAGAAGACUGCUUGCUUGGGGAAGGAGUUGCUGGAUAGGGAGUCUCUGGGAUCCCUUGGGGGGAAUUGGGUGGGGAAGCUGUGCCUUGGGGUGAAGACUGAUUGAUUUGGGUUUAUCAAUUGGUGGGGGGGAGCGAGGGGACGUUGGCUCUACCCGGAAAAGCCGCUGACAUGAAGAGUCUACCUGUCCUUGGUGUCUGGCCUAAACCUUGGAUCUCUCUCCUCAAGGUGUGUGAGCUGGGCACAGCCAAAGGAACAGCUGUGUCCUUGCUCAUCUGAGGGUGAGGGGUGUGAUGAGGAGGUGAGAACACAGCUUGAACGAGAAGCACUUUGUCAUAUGGGGCUGUUCCUCUUUGUCUGGGGGAAAUGCCCCUGUCUCCCCUUGCCUUUAUGUUGUAUGUUUCCUCUUCCCCUCUCCCCUUUAGAAAUUUAAAAAAAGAUAAGAAGAUAUAUAUAUAAGUACAUAUAUAUAGAAAGUCGAAGAAAGUUAUUUUUGUUAAGAUAAUGGAUUUGGGGGGUGUUUAUUUAUUCUCUAGGUGCUGAAACCUCCUAAGAUCUUGGAUUUAAAAGUUUAGAAAACUGAAAUUCCUUCUCUCUGCCAUCUGGAGCUGCCCAGUCCUUAGUCUUGCCUCAUCCUCCUGCUCCAAGCCCAGCCCAUGACCGUGGGCACCUGGGGUGUCCAGAGAGGCCUCAGUCCCAGAAUUCUUUCUUUGGUCUUCCCUGUGCCAAAAGGGCAUGUUGCAGGGUGGGAGUUUUCCAGGUGAUCCCCAUUCCCCAUGAGGUCCAUUUUGGAGACCUGGCAGGGAGGACAUGUGCUUAUCCCUGACCUUUCUUGAGGCAAGAAACCAGACAUCAUGGCAGAAUCUGGCCCCAUCCCCUGCCCUGCCCAGGUACCAGUGCCAGGGAGGAGGUGGCAGGCGGUCACAAAGAAAACCUUAUUAUUCCCAUCUUUGAUGGGGAUCCAGGGUGGACAUGGAAGAUUUGUAUUCUCUGCCAAGAGUCAGUCACAAGAUGCGUCAAAGAACAUGCCCUUCUCCUUUGCGAUUAGCCCAGGGCUGGGCCCUCACUCAGAAGUCUCCUGGUCUGUGCCCUCUUCACCCCGGACAGCCUCAGGUUCAGGGCCUACCCCUCAGUGGCACAGCAUUUCAUAUAUUUGGUGCUUUCGUGUUAUAUUUUAUAGCCGUCCAGUAUACCUUCAUAACCUGUUGGGUGUAUUCAGUAUACCAGCCUAGCAUACCUGCGUAACUCCCUGUGUCUUGUCAGUAUUCCAUUUCCCGACCACGUGGCGGCCUGUUAUUACAGGUAUUUAACAGUGCAACCAAAUCAGAUAGAGUUUGAAAAAGGGAUGAGAGCUUUUUAACUCAAAGGGAGAGUGAUGUUUUUUAUGGGUUGUUUUUUUAAGGGCCAAGAGAGAGCUUUAAAUGCUUUGACCUAGUGACCUCUUCCCAUUUCUGGCUCAAGCGACCACUAGCAUUUUAAACCUAAUGCAACCAAAACAACUUUGGGACCUCUGAUUGCCUUCCCCAGCAGCUAGCCCCUCAUGCCCCAUCUCCUUGAAACUGCCAGCCUCCCAGCACAGUGGAGUGGAAAUGCUAUGGUGGGAGACGCUUCAAGCUCAACAGACUUCUUAGCUUUGUUGUCCCGGUCCCUGAUUUUUCAACUUGGUUAAUGGAUGUCUUGGGUAGGAGGUUAGGGAGAGGAAUGGGUUGGCUUGGCUGUUCCGUAAAGCAGCAAGAAGCCCCUUGUUUCUUCUCUGCAGGGUCCCCUUCCUCAAGAACACUAGGAGAGAGGUCUGGGUAAGCAGGAAAUUUCAGCUGACUGCAAGGGGGUUUUAUGACAAGGUUUAGGAUUGAGGUAGGGGUCUAGCCAGAGGACUGGGAGCUUAGUACCCCAAGAGAUUUGGGGGGCAGAUUCAGGGGAAUGAUACAGAGCCCUAAGAUCUUAGGUCGAUUAAUCGGUCGUGUUAAGUGCUUAUGGUAUGCAGGACACUGCCACACUGAGUACUUGGGAGAAUACAGUCGAGUUGGUAGACAAGUUGCCUGCCCUCAAGGACCAUACAGUUUAGAUUCUAUGGAGUUUGGCGUAUUGGGAAAGGGGGCUGGGUUUUAUUGAUUGAAGAAGAGCCUGAAAUUGAGGGGCUCAGAUUCCGGAGCCUCAUGGACUCCCUCAAGAUCUAACCUGUAGCUACCCCAACAGCUGUGAAACAAACCAAGGUUUUCUCUGUGCUCAGGAUGCCUCCCACUCGGCCGCCAUUUGCCCACCCAGUUGAGAAGGCAGCCUGGGAUUUCUAGUUUUGCUGGAUGCUGGGUCAGCCGAAUGAACCAAAAGAACUGAGGGCCCAGAACGGGAGAUGGAUUGGAGAAUACUUUUCCAUGGUGCAAUCUCCUGGCUGCCUGCCCACUACCAGAGGGGGCAACUCUGCCCAGACCCCAGAGCUGCCCACCUGGAUGUGCCCAGCCAGCCAGAGAGUGUGUAAAUUGAGGCACAUGUCCCCUUCUCCCUGCAACCAUGCCCAUCACUCCUUGGGAUGUUUUGUAGCAUGACCCUGCCCAGAGUGGCAGCAGGGAGAUCAGGGCAAGUUGGGUGAGAGGGUGUAGUAGGGACUGGGUCAUCACUGUCACUGGGUCAGAGUCUAGGGAUUGCCUGGUUCUCCUUGGGUUCUGGGCCCUGUCAUUGGUUUUGGGCUAUUCCCCACUUGGCCCUGGCAGUUGCUGCUUUCUGAAGCUAAAUCUGGGUGCUAUCCCUUUAGACUGUAAAUUCACUGUGGGCAGGAAAUGUGUCUGUUUAGUUAUAUUGUACUCUUUCAAGCACUUAAAACAGUGCUCUGCACAGAGUAAGCGUUCAAAUACAAUUGAUUUUCAUCUCCCUCAGGGUUCCCUGAAGAGAGUUUCUUUGCCCUGGAUUUCUGCGCCCUCAAGUUCCCUAAGGUGGGGGCAGGGGGAGAAGCCAGGGCUUCAGAGGGAUCUCUCCAGGAACACUUCCCCCACUUGGCUUGUGUGUCCUCAUACACACACACACACACACACACACACACACCCCAAUCUAUCUGCUUUAUCAACUUCAGCUAGGCUGCAGUCCUGCUGUGACCUGCAGAGGUUUGGGUUCAGGCCAAUCAGCCCCAGGUCCAGGACAUUUAACAUGCAUAUGAUCUACAGUACUGCUCCCGGAGGCCAGGACAUUCAGGGAAAAUGUGGGGGGUGGGGGAGAGAACAGAAACAGGCCAGAGGAGGAAAUGAUUCUUGUGAAAUAUUUAAGAUGGUUGUUUAUGGUUCUUAUGCUAAUUUAUACAAAAUGUAAAAGCUUUUUCUUUGAGAAAUUGCUCCCUUUUGGUAACUGUUGUUCACUCUGUUUGUAAAGAUUGUUCUGUGUAAAUACAUCUUUAUAAUAAAGAGUUAAAAUGAACCCUUAUUUUAUGAGGGGGAAA